This is a messenger RNA of Suillus fuscotomentosus, 2199 nucleotides long. RefSeq lists its product as uncharacterized. The coding region runs from base 1 to 2199 and encodes 732 amino acids. The transcript is spliced from 13 exons. The record is from RefSeq and is a predicted model, not a curated record. Lineage: Eukaryota; Fungi; Basidiomycota; Agaricomycetes; Boletales; Suillaceae.
AUGUCAUAUGUCUGCAAAAAUUUGGAUUUCUUGUGCAACUUAAUGGCUGUGACUCUUGCAAAACACCAUGACACCCCUCCAUUUGCUGAUCACAAAGAUCUACACAGUGUCAUAGAUGCAAUGGAGCUUGGGGAUGUCCCGUGGCAAUCUUUCUCUGUUCAAUACUCAGGAGAACGACCCGAGGUUGUCCCACCAUGGAUGAACAAUGAAUUCAAGGUCUGGUAUAGGGACCCCCGUGCAAUGGCGCACAAUAUACUUGCCAACCCUACAUACAAGGACAAAAUUGACCAUGUGCCAUUUUGUGAAUAUGAUGUGUUGGACGACAUGUGCCGAUGGAAAGAUUUCAUGUCCAGAGACUGGGCAUGGCAACAGGCAGACAUUAUAUCAAAAGAUCUGGAAACACAUGGAUCUGCUUUGGUCCCAAUCAUUCUCGGUAGUGACAAGACUACCAUCUCUGUGGGCACUGGUAAUAACGAAUACUAUCCCCUCUAUGCCUCUAUCGGUAAUGUACACAACAAUGUACGACGUGCGCACCGUGAUGCUCUUGUCAUCAUUGGGUUCCUCGCCAUACCCAAAACCUACAAGGAGCACUCUAAAGACGAUGUAUUUUGGAUGUUUCACCAUCAACUAUUCCACAGUUCGCUAUCCGUGAUUCUCUCCAGCCUAAAACCUGUUAUGACCAAGUAUGAGGUCGUGCGCUGUGGAGACGGUCAUUUUGACGCAUCAUAUAUAGAGGAGCAACUGGUACUAUCUUGCGUUGUCAGACAUUGGUGCCCAAAAUGUAUCACAGUUCGUACAGACCUUGAUGGUGAUGGGGUGUACUGUUCUCGUGAGCACAAUGACUUCUUGAUCGAAGAACUAAGUGCAGAUAUAUUGUGGGAUAAAUAUGGUCUUGUUGAUGAUCUCAUCCCAUUCACCAACAACUUCCCUCGAGCUGAUAUUUAUGAGCUGCUGUCAUUUGACCUCCUCCACCAGAUAAUUAAAGGUGCUUUCAAGGACCAUCUUGUCGACUGGGUAGCAAAGUAUUUUAAGGCUGUGCAUGGGACCAGACAGUUGGAGGAGAUUAUGAGUGACAUAGAUUGCAGAAUUGCUGCUGUAGCAUCAUUCUCUGGUCUACGACAAUUUCCUCAAGGUCGCAACUUUAAACAGUGGACGGGCGACAAUUCAAAAGUGCUCAUGAAGGUAUUCCUUCCAGCUAUUGAAGGUCAUGUACCUCAAGACAUGGUGCAUGCAUUUCGUGCAUUGCUAGAAUUUUGCUAUCUUGUCUGGCGCAAUGUUGUCACUGAAGAUACCUUGACUCAAAUUCAAGAUGCACUUCAUCAUUUCCAUUAUUAUCGCAAGAUAUUUGAUAUCAUUGUUCCUACCUUCUCACUCCCCUCUAUAUAUGUGCUAUCUAUGACCUCGGACACCUCUGCAGGACCCCUGGCACCCAUCACUGCCAAACCCAACCGUUACAACAUGGACAUGAUCAGACUCUUUGGUGCCCUGAAUGGACUGUGCUCAUCAAUUACAGAAUCAAAACACAUCAAGGCGGUAAAGGAGCCCUGGCGGUGGUCAAGCAGGCACAAUGCUCUUGGUCAGAUGCUUGUGACCAAUCAGCGCCUUGACAAGCUUGCAGUGUCCCAUGUGGACUUUGAUGCACGGGGAAUACUCACUGGCACUAUUCUAUCAAGUACUUUAACUGCUAUUGUAAUGGAUGCUGAUGAUGACAAUGAAAUAGUUAAUGAUCCAACAGUGCUUGCUUGUGUAGCACUCGCCAAAACUCCCCCACAGACAGUAGCAACAUUGGCAAAGGAAGUCGAUCUCAAUCCGGAUGAUACCUGCGACCCCGAAUAUAUACCAGCUCUUAACUUGCCUCGACACAAAGGCAAGCUUCAGGUCUUCAAUUCCGCUGCAGCAAUGUUUUAUGCUCCCAGUGAUCCGAGCGGUUUUGGGAUGCGAAGACUCGAAGUUGUGAGAGUCAUAUGUUUCUUUUCUUUCUUUCACAGAUGGGAAGUAUAUCCAUGCACCCUUGUCCAAUGGUUUGAGAAGAUUGGUGAUUGUCCCAAUGAAGACACUGGCAUGUGGAUGGAUGGCUCAAGGAACCUGGCUGUUAUUCAUAUUGAGACAGUCUUCCAUGCAGCACACCUGACACCUAUCUAUGGUUCAAGCCCCUUCAGUGACAAAUUCCAUAUUAUACGGGCCACCCGACCUCCAUAA